This is a messenger RNA of Megalopta genalis, 1688 nucleotides long. Its product is annotated as mpv17-like protein 2. Lineage: Eukaryota; Metazoa; Arthropoda; Insecta; Hymenoptera; Halictidae. The record is from RefSeq and is a predicted model, not a curated record. Gene Ontology annotation, biological process: mitochondrial ribosome assembly. Gene Ontology annotation, cellular component: membrane; mitochondrion; cytoplasm.
GCGAUUUUAUGAAUUUUUUGCAGUAACUCGCUGGUUUAUAGUACACCAUGAUAGCUUGCAUCCACGUUUAUCUGCAUUAGUCUUUAUUCUGCAGCUAGUAGUAGCGGUAUGAUCCUGGGCCGUUUUUACCCAAGAUUUCGCCUUCAUAAACAUCAGAAAAUUAAGAACAGUCGUAUGAUUAUAUAGCAGUGACGGAAGCGGGUCAAAUUUAGACAAUUUGUGUUGAAAUAAAACGGGAAAACUUGCCAAAUUGAAGGUCAAGGUAUUCAAAAGUUGAAAUAAGAGUUUUCAAGUAGACUUUGAUGCUAGAUUUGUUGCUCCAAUGAACGCUUGGAGAAAAUUAUUUGAUAAGUACCUGCUGGUCACGAAUACAGUGAGCUGUGGUCUGAUGAUGGCUGCAGCAGACCUGAUUCAACAACGCAGUGAACACUGGAAGAAAAAAAACAAGAAUCCAUCAGAGGAAACUCGUACAAUGAUCGUCUCUUUGGAUGAUCAACAUCAAGAGUCCAAUAACUCCGAGGUUUAUGUGCACGACUUCGUUAGAACGAAGAACAUGACGACUGUGGGUUUAAUUCAAGGUCCCUUUCAUCACUGGUUCUACCUAGUUCUGGAUAAAGUAAUACCUGGUAGAACUGCACUAUCAGUCGUUAAAAAAACCUGUCUGGACCAAUCAAUUGCUAGUCCCACCUGUUUAGGUAUAUUCUUUGUGGGCCUUGGAGUGUUGGAGAGCAGGAAACUCGAAGAGAUAUAUGAUGAGUUGAAAGUGAAGUUAUAUGACACAUGGAAAGUGGAUUGUUGUUUCUGGCCUCCGACACAGUGCGUCAACUUCUUUUUUAUUCCCUUUCGAUACCGAGUUCUGUAUACGAAUUUUAUGACGAUGAUUUAUGAUGUAUUUCUUUCGUACAUGAAAUAUGAUCACCAGUACCAAUAGCCCGAAAUCUCAAGACUAGUCCACAUCAUUUUCAAUUAAUAAUAGCUGAUAAUACGUAUAUCACACGUAGUCUCUAAGGUCUUGCUAAUCUGUGAAAAUUGUAACAUCCAUUUCAUGAAUUAAUUUAUAAUUCGUCAGAUACACAUAGAUAACUAGACUUCGAUAAAGCUUAACAUCUUGCAUCAAAUAUUAAUUGUAAGUUGUUACUUGCACAGGAUUACCAAUUUUGUAGCUGAUCCUUUUUUCUAUAAAAAUGAAUUAUUUAUUCUUUUCCAACUUUUGAACAGAUUUUAAAAUUCGCGGAUUGUUUUAAAUCUCGGACGUAGCGCCGGAAGUAGUUAAAAAUCCCGGACGUCUGGUAAACCUGAGCAUACAAAAGAUAUAUAUAUAUAUAUAUAUGUACAUUUGGUUAUUUCAUCAUUGUUUUUGUGUCAUUAUACAAUUUCGUUAUCGUGUUUCGAAAUCUUUGUUAUCCGACAUAGUUCGACAUGACUAAACGAUAAGGUUGUGCGCUUGAUUGCAUUGUGUGAGAUAAGCGCGAAGGCUAUACAUACUCUCAUUGACAAGUGGAAGAAAGAUGUAAUUGUCGUAGAAAAAGCGAAUUUGUAGAUAAGUUAUUGUUUGAUCGUAGCGAUACAGAUUUAAAAGGUUGUGAAAAAAUGCAGUAAAUGUAUGACCAGAUCUGACAUUAAAUCAUACAUUGUAAAUCAAUUUUGAAUAUGUAAUUUUAACAAAUAAAAUGAUUCGAUGAACAAAA